AUAGCCAUGGCCUGGAACCGUAAUUAAUGAUAACAAGCAAGGGCAAUUCUGUCCAAAAAAACAUAUAUAAACAACCCAUAUCCCUUCCAUAUUUCAGAGCCUCCAGCCCAAGUGAGUGAUAAGACUCCGAUAACGUUAGGGAGGGAUGGGAAAGCUCUUCUUCUUAGCGACGAUCACUCUCGCCGCCGUAACUUGGGCAGUAGGCGGCUGCCCGCCUUCGGACAGGGCGGCGCUACUAUCCCUUAAGGCCUCACUGUCGGAACCUUACUUGGGCAUGUUCGACUCCUGGACCGGCACCGACUGCUGCAAAAACUGGUACGGCGUCAGCUGCGACCCCACCACCGGCAGGGUCGCCGACCUUAACCUCCGCGGCGAGUCCGAAGACCCCCUCAUUUCCCGAGCCGGAAGGUCUGGCUUCAUGACCGGCUCGCUUUCUCCCGACAUUUGCCGCCUCGACCGCCUCCAAACCCUCGUCGUCGCCGACUGGAAGGGAAUAUCCGGCCCGAUCCCUCCUUGCAUUACCUCCCUCUCCUACCUCCGAAUCCUCGACCUCAUUGGCAACAAGAUUUCCGGCCAGAUUCCCGCCGACAUCGGCAACCUGCGGCGCCUCGUUGUCCUCAACGUCGCCGACAACGAAAUCUCCGGCGCAAUUCCGGGGUCUAUCGUUAACCUUGCCUGGCUAAUGCACCUUGACAUGAGAAACAACCGGAUCGCCGGCACCAUCCCCGGGGACUUCGGCAAACUCGGUAUGCUCAGCCGAGCGCUGCUGAGUCGGAACCAAAUCGGCGGCUCGAUUCCCGAGUCAAUCUCCAAAAUGUACCGACUCGCCGAUCUGGAUCUAUCCAUGAACCGGAUAUCGGGUUCAAUCCCGGCUGGACUCGGGAAAAUGCCGGUUCUCUCGACACUCAAUCUAGACAGCAACCAAAUCUCCGGUUCCAUUCCGGACAGCGUCAUCAGCUCGGGGCUUAACAUAGUAAACCUCAGCCGAAACUCCAUCCAAGGUAACGUGCCGGAUGUUUUCGGACCGAAAUCGUACUUUACGGCACUCGAUUUGUCGUACAAUAAUUUGAAAGGUCCGGCACCGAAAUCCGUAGCGUCGGCGAAAUAUAUCGGCCACCUGGACUUGAGUCACAACCACCUCUGUGGUUCGAUUCCAAGUGGGCCGCCGUAUGAUCGCCUGGAAGCGUCGUCAUUUUCAAACAACGAUUGUCUGUGCGGCUGGCCGCUGAAAAGUUGUUAGUGUCUCGGCCGGCCGAGCGUUGUUGUGCUUCGCUUCUCCGAAAUAUCGGUUGUUACUUACUGUGUUUGUUGUGACUGGUAACUGUAAAACUCAUGUGUAUGUUUGUUGAUUUUAAAUUUUAAAUAUGAUUUUUUAGGUUAUGUUUUGAGUGGGAGCCGACAAACGGACAGACAGGAAGUUGCAAUGCACGUGAUAUAUAUAUGGUUCA
Malania oleifera is the source of this 1448-nucleotide messenger RNA. Its product is annotated as DNA damage-repair/toleration protein DRT100-like. The transcript has a single exon. The record is from RefSeq and is a predicted model, not a curated record. NCBI's taxonomy places the organism in Eukaryota, Viridiplantae, Streptophyta, Magnoliopsida, Santalales, Ximeniaceae. Gene Ontology annotation, molecular function: protein binding. The coding region runs from base 146 to 1240 and encodes 364 amino acids.